This is a messenger RNA of Closterium sp. NIES-67, 278 nucleotides long. The record is from the annotation of a GenBank genome assembly. Lineage: Eukaryota; Viridiplantae; Streptophyta; Zygnematophyceae; Desmidiales; Closteriaceae.
GAUCUAGUUGGGCCUAGUUUUACAUUCCCAGCAACUACUGAAGAGAGAGAGAGAGAGAGAGAGAGAGAGAGAGAGAGAGAGAGAGAGAGAGAGAGAGAGAGAGAGAGAGGAGAGAGAGAGAGAGAGAGAGAGAGAGAGAAGAGAGAGAGAGAGAGAGAGAGAGAGAGAGAGAGAGAGAGAGAGAGAGAGAGAGAGAGAGAGAGGGAGAGCUAUUCCCAUUCCAUUGCUCAUUAUUAAUUAUGUGUACUAAGUUUGGUGAUUGUCACCUCCACGGAGUU